Molecule: messenger RNA, 351 nt
Organism: Encephalitozoon hellem ATCC 50504
Lineage: Eukaryota; Fungi; Microsporidia; Unikaryonidae
Exons: 1
Coding region: 1-351 (116 amino acids)
Biological process (GO): endoplasmic reticulum to Golgi vesicle-mediated transport; retrograde transport, endosome to Golgi
Source: RefSeq, a predicted model, not a curated record
AUGAAUCUAAAAGAAUCCAGCGUGGUGGUCAUGUCGAUAGGCAUGUUUGUUUUUCUUGCAGGUGCCGUCCUUCUGAUGGACAGAGCACUGAUGAUAUCUGGUAAUCUCCUGAUAAUCAUAGGCAUUUCUCUUCUGGCAAGGUCCAGGAUGCUUACCUUGCUACGCCCCGAGAAAAUACAAGGCAUGGCGAUCUUUACAAUGGGCAUACUGUUUCUGGUUUACAGGUUUUUGGCAUUUGGCUUUCUUUUGGAGAUUCUGGGCCUGUUCUUGCUUUUAAGAGAUAGCAUUCCUACGUUUAGAAGCGUUCUGAGAAGCUUGGUGUUUGGAAAGUUAGAAAGACUUAUGAGAUAG